AAUUGGAAAAGGUUCACAAAGAUGGAGAAGCACCAUAAAAGCGACCACCAAAGAAGCACCAUAAAAGCGACCAACUGCGCCUUUCCAGUCGUCUUGUCAACCGCGUUUUACUUGCAAAGCUCUUUGUGAUUUCUUUUGUUGUUCCUGUAGCACUCACCAGCUUAUAAGCUUCUGCGGCCGUCCAGAUUGGUUCAGAAAUGGAGUGACCGCCAAUUUUAUUCAUUUUGACCACCGGCUUCUUGGCCAGUUUCAGUAGUGGGUAUGUGAGAAUAUCUCGGAUGCGACCAAGCAAGAAACAGCAUGCCUGCUGCUAGACUGGCAGCCGCCAACCGACCGAGGUCCACCGAGACCUGACCGACCCAAUGACAGCGAUACACGGCAGACUGCCGCUGCCACCGGCUGCAGCGGUGGCCUUGCACCAGCAGCGACUGCCGCCGCCGCCACAGCUGCCGCCGCCACCCCUACACAAGGCCCGUAGGAAGAAGAAGAAGCCCAAGGCCGCCAAAUCUGAAGAUGCACCGAAACCGACGUCGUCCGAGCCACCGGCGCCUCCUUCUCCACCGUGGCCCAUCUUGGACCACCGCCGAAGACCGGGUCCCAACCCGGUGGUGAUAUUCUCAGUCGCUUUCGUGGUCAUCGUCGCGCUGGCUGUGGCGUCCUUCUUCCAGGUCCGUGAGCGCGUGGAGUCGAGUCCUGAAGCGCGCCGGGCCAGGCGGGUCGCGGCCAUAGCCGCGACGCAGUCCACCACCCAAGAGGACGAGCCGGCCACGACGUUCCGGCUGACGGACAACACCGAGGAAGAGACGCUGCGCACCGCUGUCUUCCUGCCCAAGGCGCACACGCGCACGCGCGCACCAACCAAGAAAGGCAGUUGAACUGGUGGUGGGAUGUGUAUAGUUCCCGCACACGUCAAGGCCUGCCGCCACUUCUCAUUAAAUAAGCGUUGCUGUGUGUCACACUUAAAAGCCACCCGGUGAAGGUUUCCAAGCAGCAUACACAUAUGCUGCACAACGCAUGAAUGUCAUUGAACCGCGCCUGACGCACUAAAACGGAAAUUAAGCAAAAUGUGCCGUAAUUGGACGGUAAAGCAGUGGGCAGUCUGUUUCAGAUUGUACGUUAGUAUACCCAACUGCAGUUCGUGCAUCCGUCACAUUGAAUUUAUCAGUUUCCUUUAGACAUUUGAAGGUCAGUUUUAAUAUUGAUAUUUGUCUAGCCUCAUCCACAUGAGUCUUGGCCCAUCUCCCAUGGUGGACACGAACCAGGAGUUCGGAGGACUGGUGUUCUGGCGCGGCUGUCGCAUUCUAGAGGCUGAAUGGUAAAACGCUUCUUUACUGAGAUUUUAACUCAAUUCACUUCAAUUUCGGUGCAAGUUACCCAACAUGGUGAAAGUGAACCCGGAGCCCUCCAGUACUAUGUCUAAUUAGCUGUAUAUUACUCAUUGGCUACUAUGGCUGUUGCUUUGGGACGUUUAAUGCUAAAAACCAACCGAUACAGACGUCUCAGUCACUUGCGAUACACGAAUAAUAUUACUGUCGACUUCCAUUAAUUUGACCAUGACGGGACCGACAAAAGUGAUCGAAUUCCUAGGCGGGUCGAAUUAAACAAGAUGCAGAAAAAACGCCAGAGCACACUGCUGAUUCAUUUGGCGGUAUUUGUCCUAUUAUAUCGCGU
Molecule: messenger RNA, 1671 nt
Organism: Dermacentor andersoni
Lineage: Eukaryota; Metazoa; Arthropoda; Arachnida; Ixodida; Ixodidae
Source: RefSeq, a predicted model, not a curated record